This is a messenger RNA of Quercus robur (English oak), 1090 nucleotides long. Its product is annotated as N-(5'-phosphoribosyl)anthranilate isomerase 1, chloroplastic-like. Gene Ontology annotation, molecular function: phosphoribosylanthranilate isomerase activity. Gene Ontology annotation, biological process: L-tryptophan biosynthetic process. The coding region runs from base 125 to 988 and encodes 287 amino acids. Lineage: Eukaryota; Viridiplantae; Streptophyta; Magnoliopsida; Fagales; Fagaceae. The transcript has 5 exons. The record is from RefSeq and is a predicted model, not a curated record.
CCAAACUAAAAAUGUCUACUUUCCUUUUAUAUUGCUUUUUACGGCCUUAAUAACACACAGAAUAUAGAUAAAGACCGCUUUGCUUCUUUUAUUGUUUCGCGAUCAGCAGAUUCGGCAUCUCUUCAUGCAAGUUUCAAAGUACUCAAAAAACAACAUGCUCACAGAGUUAGCUAUUGGAAGUCACUUUCAGCCCAAACUUGUAAAAUUGCAGCAAUGGCAAAUGAGUGGUGUAAAUGGUGACAGACUGCACUUGUCAAGGAUGAGGUCAUAUUCAAAGAAGAAAAUUACUUGCAAGUUUGCCCGGUCAGAAGAAGUCUCCUUUUGUUAUGAGGAACGAGAAAAGAAUCGACCUUUGGUUAAGAUGUGUGGAAUAACAUCAGCUAAAGAUGCUGCAAUGGCAGCAGCAGCUGGGGCUGAUUUUAUUGGCAUGAUUAUGUGGCCUAACUCAAAACGUUCUGUUUCAGUUUCGGUUGCCAAGGAGAUUUCAAAAGUUGCAAGGGAACAUGGGGCAAAGCCUGUUGGAGUAUUUGUAGAUGACAAUGCAGACACGAUAUUAAGAGCUUCUGAUGCCUCUGACCUUGAGUUUGUACAGCUUCAUGGAAAUGGUUCUCGGGCAGCUUUCCCAGUUUUAGUACAAGAAAGGCGAAUUAUAUUUGUUCUUCAUGCAAAUGAAGAUGGAAGCCUUCUAAACCAACUUCCAGAUGAACAAAGCUCUCUAAUUGAUUGGAUUCUUGUGGAUAGUGCCAAGGGUGGCAGUGGCAAAGGAUUCAACUGGGCCCAGUUUAAGCUACCAAUAAUUAGAAGCAAAUAUGGAUGGCUCUUGGCUGGAGGUAUCAACCCUGAGAAUGUUUAUGAAGCUCUUUCUACUCUCCAACCCCAUGGUAUUGAUGUUAGUAGUGGCAUUUGUGCCUCAGAUGGAAUCCAAAAAGACCAAUCGCGGAUAUCUUCCUUUAUGAGUGCCGUGUGUUCUAUAGACUACUUAACAUAGAACAAAUUUUCUUGGAAAUUUUCAAAACGCAAAAUUGUCAAAAAUCAAGGCAAAUAAGCACAUAAUCGUAAAUUUUAUGCCUAAGGUUUUAUUGUUGUUGUA